Xyrichtys novacula (pearly razorfish) is the source of this 504-nucleotide messenger RNA. The record is from the annotation of a GenBank genome assembly. Lineage: Eukaryota; Metazoa; Chordata; Actinopteri; Labriformes; Labridae.
AUGCCACUCCUAGUCCCGGAGGAGGAUACACUCUCCCUAGCGGCAUCAGCUACUCACUUUCACGAGUAUGGUGACCGUGAUGGCAGCGAGAGAGAUGGGGUCUCCCAGGUGUCCGAUCAGGGCUCUCACUCCUCAGCUCAGACUUUGCUGCCAGAGGAGGACGGCUCCAUGCGCGCCAUCCCGCGGAUGGCCUUGGAGCGAUUAGGUCUGCCUAUACCGCAGCAGGCGGAGCCAGCCCCUGUGAGCGCCUUCUUCAGGCGCAGGCCAACCUCCACUGCAUUUGCCAUCUUGCAUGCAGAGGACUUUAUAAAGGAGCUGCAUGCCUGCUGGAGAGACUCCAAGGCUUGCUCCCGCGUCUCGGCAGAUGGUCAUACCCUGGCGGCAAUGCACGACACUGCAGGGGUCGGCCUGGAUCACAUGCCAGCCAUCGAGCCCAGCAUUGCGUCCCUUAUUGUCUUCCCCAACGAGGCUCUGCGACAGGAUACUAGGUGUCCCCGUCAAUAG